Messenger RNA from Zingiber officinale, 2718 nucleotides. RefSeq names its product defective in cullin neddylation protein AAR3-like. Bases 1615 to 2706 code for a protein of 363 amino acids. The record is from RefSeq and is a predicted model, not a curated record. Gene Ontology annotation, biological process: positive regulation of ubiquitin-protein transferase activity; protein neddylation. The transcript is spliced from 3 exons. Gene Ontology annotation, cellular component: ubiquitin ligase complex. Gene Ontology annotation, molecular function: ubiquitin-like protein binding; cullin family protein binding; ubiquitin conjugating enzyme binding. Lineage: Eukaryota; Viridiplantae; Streptophyta; Magnoliopsida; Zingiberales; Zingiberaceae.
GGGCAGAAGAAUCUCACUGUAAAUAGGGCGAUAGCAGGAUGGAGGUUAGUUUUGAGUGGAAGGUUUCGCUUGCUGUGCCAGUGGUGUAAUUUUGUUGAGAUUCAUCUAAUAACUCGAAGAGGCACAUAUUGUUGCAUCUUUCUAGUUGCUCUCGAAUCUUAAGAUGGAGAGUCAAUAGGACACGUAUCUUCAUAAUUUGGAUUAAUUAUAUCACACAUUGUCUCUAUUUAGUGCUCCUUAAAAUUUUGUUAGCUAACUAUAUUUAUUCUAAACUCCUAAUUAAGAAGACCAUGUUAGCCAUCACAUUUCUUCAAGUAAUAUUGGAUUAGGGUAGGGUGAGAUCUUAAAUCUCUCCAAUUUAAUAUUAUCCUUAUCUGACAUUGAUGUAUUGCUUCAGAAUUAUCAUACUCAUGUUUAAUUAAUAUAUCAUUUCCUAGGAUACUAGUACAUGUAGUAUAUAGUUUACUGCUUCACAUAUACUCCAGUUUAAAUAAUUUUAAUAAUUAUAUCAGUACUAUUAAUUCUUAAUCUCUGCACUGAGAUGUACUGUUUAAAGUGUUAUUGUUUGUUAAUGAUGAUCUCUACCCACACCCACUACUUCCAUUUCCCCUUGUCAUUUCCUUUUCAAGAGAAAGCCAAUGGAUACAAAUGGACAGGAGUAGGAGGCGAUGGUAGGGCAAUUGGAUAGCAAUGGAAACUGGAAAGUGUCUUACAGCAACAAACAACAAUAUGACAAGAGUCUGCUGAUCUUACCAUUUUCAAGAGUGCUUGUCGCUUUAUUUCAAAACCUUUUCUACUACCUCCUCUUCUAUUACCUUCUUCCGCCUUCUUCCACUGCUGCUAUUUUUAUGGUAUCAGAGCCUCACAUACUUCUAUUGUUCGGGCAAGUUGGUACUACGCAACCCUGCGAGGCAAAAGAACAUAUCCUAACUUGGCACAUAGGGCAGGAGGCCUGAGUAAGUCCAAGGGCACAUCUGUAUGAGGUUCGCCGGGUAGGAAUUGCCCUCGCCUGAGCUCCAGGAGCCCCUGUAAGUACUUACCAGCUUUUAUGAGCACUUUUAUAACAACAAGGAAUACAAGUUCAUACCGAGAAGCACUCUCUUCCACUGAUACUAUAGAAAACCCCUCUGUUGGCUUUGCAAAACCUUGCGAUUACCAAGGUGUUACACCUGGUAUUGCUACUAUCAUUAAGCAAAAUAACACACAAAUCCAAUUACUAGUUCAAAUAGUUGAAUCCUUGAAAGAUAUCCAAGCUGAACUGAGAAAACAGAAUACUCCUCCAUUUCCACAAGACCUUAUUUCCAAACUAUAAAACCUAUCUCCUGGUUCUUCUAAACCCAAGGAAAAGGCAGGGAAACUUAGAGUCUUUAAAGACCCAUACAAAAUCCUGAAGGAAGAACAAGAAAAGCUGAAGGGAGUAUGGCCACAAGAAUAGAACAAGUAGCUACAACUCCUUUAUUUGAAGAUCAAAUUCGAAGCUACAGAAGGAGUCAACGACGAUUAUAUAAUGCCCAGCAAGCAGUAAGAAGAUUGGGGCGACAAUUAACUGGAAGAACAACUUCUAGAUAUACCCUUGAGCAACUAAUCGAGCCUGAAGCGCAGCUCUAGCUAUCAAUGCAAGAACGAGCUUCAAUAGUACUUGCUGAGGUACUUUAUCAUUCCCGACGAGAUGAUGCACAUCAUAGAGUAUAUAUUCACAUAUCUGAAGAAGCAGUACUAGUGACAGAUAAUCAUCAAAUUGAUAGAAGUUUUAUUCAAGAAGAAAGCUUUACCCAACUAAGAAGAAGUCAGAUGCAAUACAUCCACCUGGGAGUUUUCCAGGUACGUAUCCAAAUACUACACAGGCAACAAGAAGGAACCAUGGCGCUUAUCGUUUUUAGAGAUAACCGAUGGCAAGGAGAUCAGACAAUUUUGGCAACAAUGGAAGUUGUUCUAACUCAUGGAAGCAAGAUGAUCUAUGUCAUCUCAGAAAUUAUGAUGACUAUUGGAGAUUUUUACCGAAAUAUUCAACUCUCCAUUUUAACCAGAGGAUAUGAAGCAUGGCAUAACAGUGAAGCUAACCUCUUAAUCACAAGAGGACUGGUAGGUAGACUUUCCAACACCCCUAAUGUCGGUUUUGCUUAUGAAAUACAGGGCGUAGUGGAUUAUUUAACAUCCUAUGGGGUAAAUGCCCUACCUGGACGAAGUCUUUCAACAAGACACCUACAAGGCCUCAAUUGGGUAAUCAAUCCUACCCAAAUUAUUAAUCCAAUGCAGCCAUCCGAAGUCAGCAGUCAAACAUUGAUGGAUGGGCGAAUUUCGUUAAGCUUCAAAAACUAUGCUGUGGCUCAAUUAGUUGAGCAACCAAGUUAUAAUGAAAAGGAUGAAGAAGUCCAGGAAGUAUUAGCAGUUUUAAUACAAAUCAAGCCAGGGAUAUUUACUAAUUUUGACGGAACCAAGGAAGAAUAUUAUGAAGAGUAUGACGAUUUUGAAGAAAAUAGCAAAGGAAAGCGAAUAAUUGAGAAUGAAACACGGUACCCCUCUCAAACUGAUCCACAUAUUCUUGUUAACAAAAUUUCACAACAUGCAGUAUUGCCACAACAACAAACACUGGCAUCUGCUGGACUUGACAUAUCAGCAAGCCAUACGACUAUCAUAGAGCCAUAUGGGCGAGAGCUUAUUCAUACUGAACUCCGGAUUGAGAUACCUGAUGGAUAUUAUGACUGACUUGCCUCGCGC